Messenger RNA from Marmota monax (woodchuck), 3830 nucleotides. RefSeq names its product elastin (gene Eln). The record is from RefSeq and is a predicted model, not a curated record. Gene Ontology annotation, molecular function: extracellular matrix structural constituent. The transcript has 37 exons. NCBI's taxonomy places the organism in Eukaryota, Metazoa, Chordata, Mammalia, Rodentia, Sciuridae. The coding region runs from base 112 to 2646 and encodes 844 amino acids.
CCGCCGCCGCCCGCCUCCGCCCGCCUCCUUCCCGCGCAGCCGACCAGGCAGCAAUUACGCUUUGGGGAUAAAACGAGGCGCGGAGAGCAGGCCGGGGCAUUCCUCCCCGAGAUGGCGAUGGCGGGUCUGACGGCGGCGGCCCCGAGGCCCGGAGUCCUGCUGCUCUUGCUGGCCCUCCUCCACCCCGCGCAGCCCGGAGGGGUCCCAGGGGCUGUUCCUGGUGGAGUUCCUGGAGGAGUCUAUUAUCCAGGGGCUGGUCUUGGAGGCCUGGGAGGAGGAGCUCUGGGGCCCGGAGGCAAACCACCCAAACCAGGUGCAGGACUCCUGGGGGCAUUUGGAGCAGGUCCUGGAGGGCUUGCGGGCGCUGUCCCCGGGGCAGGGCUGGGAGCCUUCCCUGCGGGUGCCUUCCCGGGGGGCGUGGUGCCAGGUGGAGCUGCUGGUGCUGCUGCAGCCUAUAAGGCUGCCAAGGCUGGUGCUGGGCUCGGAGGCGUCGGCGGAGUUGGUGGGGUUGGUGGCGUUGGAGGAGUUGGUGGCAUUGGAGGACUCGGUGGCGUUGGCGGAGUCGGUGGCUUAGGAGUGUCCACAGGUGCCGUGGUCCCUCAGGUUGGAGCUGGAGUCGGUGUCGGAGCUGGAGCGAAGCCAGGGAAAGUGCCCGGUGUGGGGCUCCCAGGUGUAUACCCAGGUGGCGUGCUCCCCGGCACAGGAGCUCGGUUCCCUGGAGUAGGGGUGCUCCCUGGGGUGCCCACCGGAGCAGGAGUCAAGGCCAAGGCCCCAGGUGGAGGCGGAGCUUUUGCAGGAAUCCCAGGGGUCGGGCCCUUUGGGGGCCAGCAGCCUGGGGUCCCACUGGGAUACCCCAUCAAGGCACCCAAGCUCCCAGGUGGCUACGGACUGCCCUACGCCAAUGGGAAAGCACCCUUCAGCUACGGACCUGGAGGAGUGGCUGGUGCCGCAGGCAAGGCCGGCUACCCAACGGGGACAGGAGUGGGCCCCCAGGCGGCUGCAGCGGCAGCAGCUAAGGCAGCGAAGUAUGGUGCUGGAGGAGCUGGCGUCAUCCCUGGUGUUGGAGGUGGUGGCAUUCCUGGCGGGGCUGGUGCAAUUCCUGGGAUUGGAGGCAUUGCAGGGGCCGGGACUCCUGCGGCUGCUGCUGCUGCUGCUGCAAAGGCAGCCGCCAAGGCUGCGAAGUACGGAGCUGCUGGGGGCUUAGUGCCUGGUGGGCCAGGAGUUAGGGUCCCAGGUGUUGGGAUCCCAGGUGUCGGCGGAGUCCCAGGUGUUGGAGUCCCAGGUGUUGGAGUCCCAGGCAUUGGGGUCCCAGGUGUUGGGGUCCCAGGCAUUGGGGGUCCAGGCAUCGGGGGUGUACCAGGGGCCGUGUCACCUGCUGCUGCUGCCAAAGCAGCCGCCAAAGCAGCCAAAUAUGGGGCCAGAGCUGGAGUGGGCGUUGGAGGCAUCCCCACGUACGGGGUUGGUGCUGGGGGCUUUCCUGGCUAUGGUGUUGGAGCAGGCCUUGGAGGUGUCCCUGGAGCUGGCCUUGGAGGUGUCCCCGGAGCUGGCCUUGGAGGUGUCCCUGGUGCUGGCCUUGGAGGUGUCCCCGGAGCUGGCCUUUCCCCUGCAGCCCAAGCAGCCGCUGCGGCUAAAGCUGCCAAGUACGGUGCUGGAGGAGCUGGAGCCCUGGGAGGGCUGGUGCCAGGUGCUGUGCCAGGUGCAGUGCCAGGUGCAGUGCCAGGUUUAGUGCCAGGUGUGCCAGGAGCCGCAGGGGUGCCAGGAGUCGGGACCCCUGUAGCUGCAGCCGCCAAAGCUGCCGCCAAAGCUGCCCAGUUUGGAUUGGGCCCUGGAGUCGGCGGAGUUCCUGGUGGAGUUGGGGUUCCUGGUGGAGUUGGGGUUCCUGGUGGCAUUGGAGUUCCUGGUGGUGUCGGGGUUCCUGGUGGCGUUGGGGUUCCUGGUGGCAUUAUUCCCGGUGGUAUCGCAGGAGCAGGACCCGCUGCUGCCAAAUCCGCUGCUAAAGCUGCCGCCAAAGCUCAGUACCAGGCAGCUGCUGGGCUGGGUGCCGGGGUUCCCGGAUUAGGAGCUGGUGCCGGGGUUCCUGGAUUUGGAGCUGGUGCCGGGGUUCCUGGAUUUGGAGCUGGUGCAGUGCCUGGAUCUCUGGCCGCUGCCAAAGCUGCCAAAUAUGGAGCAGGGGGCGCUGGGGCCCUGGGAGGCGUCGGGGGUCUCGGUGGAGUAGGAGUCCCAGGUGGCGUGGCAGGGGCCGGACCUGCCGCCUCUGCUGCUGCUGCCAAGGCUGCUGCCAAAGCCGCCCAGUACGGCCUCGGGGUCGGUGGGCUCGGAGCCGGAGGACUGGGGGUCGGUGGGCUCGGGGCUGGAGGAGCCGUCCCCGGCGUUGGCUUUGGAGGUGUGUCCCCAGCUGCAGCUGCUAAAGCAGCCAAAUAUGGUGCUGCUGGCCUUGGAGGUGUCCUAGGAGCCACCAGGCCAUUCCCAGGUGGAGGAGUGGCAGCGAGACCUGGCUUCGGAUUGUCUCCCAUUUUCCCAGGUGGAGGCGCCGGGGGCCUGGGAGUCGGCGGAAAGCCCCCCAAGGCCUAUGGAGGGGCCCUGGGAGCCCUGGGAUACCAAGGUGGGGCCUGCCUGGGGAAAUCCUGUGGCCGGAAGAGAAAGUGAGCUUCCCAGGACCCCUGACUCGCGACCUCAUCAACGUUGGUGCUACUGCUUGGUGGAGAAUGUAAACCCUCUGUGAUCCCACCCCAAGCCCCACUCAAUGCCCACCCGGGAGGGGACGGUAGGCCGGCGGCCUUGGAAAUCCACAGAACAAGGAAUCAAGAGCAGUGGCCACGUACCCCGACUGGGAGGCCACCGGCUCCAGAGGCCAGGGCCGGUGGGCUCAGCCCCGGCCCCACCCCUCCUCCUGGGAGUUCCCCCCACACAGUCUCCAUCUCCAGGGGAAAUUGGUGCUACUUGUUGGUGCUUUUGUCUUCCUGGGGGGAGGGAGGAGGGUAGGGCAGCCCCUGGGGGACCCCCACCCGGGGUCCUCUGAAGAUGGUGCAGAUGCUUCCUGGGCAGUCCCACCUCCCCCUGCCCACCAGGAGCCACCCCCGGCUGCGGUCCAGCUGGUACCCAAGCACCUGAAGCCUCAAAGCUGGAUUCGGUCACAAGAUCCUUCCUCUCCUUGGGUCCGCUCAGCCCUUUCCCCCCCAUCAAUGGCUGUUCCCCACAACUGGGGCACCUUUGGAGUCAGAAGAACCCCCACUCACACUGGGAAUAGCCCCCUUGCUCUUGUGGAAUCCAUGUGUCCGUCCAUCCACCCAACCGUCCAUCUGUUCAUUCUUGUCCCCAGUUGACCGCCUGGUGCCACUAGCUGGCUGGGCACGCCCACACCCACCUGGGUAACCUCCCAUGGCAGCCUCCGCCCCUGCCACACACCCCCGACGCUGGCCCAGGGUGUGAGGGCUGUGUGGGCUGGGGCGACAGGACUCUCGUCCCCGGCCUGGGUCCCCCCACAUGCAGUACUGUAUCCCCCGUCCCGCCCUCGAGCCACUACUACAGAGCAUGUCCCGUCCCGCCCUCCCCAUCUCUUCGUGUCUCGCUGUGAUAGAUCAAUAAAUAUUUUAUUUUUUGUCCUGGAUAUGUGGGGAAUAUGUUUGAUUGUGGAUGUUCUCUUUGGGUUUUAUUUUUGUGGUUCAUUGAAAAACAUUUUUUUCCUCUGAUCUGGGGAGCUGUAUCUCCAGUCGAAGAUUCAUUUUAAUCACUUUGAUAUAACUCUGGAUGAAACACACAUAUUUUUUAAAUAAUGAAAAAGAAUUAACUGCUUCGGAAAAGACUAAUAAAUCAAAUCCUUUUAAAGGAAA